ACGCAAACAACACAACUGCGACAAUGAAUCGCUCAAAAACUAUGCAAUUCUUAUAUUUUUCUUAACACUCGGAAAGUGUAAUUGAUGGAGUCUUGAGCUUUUAGAAGUUGGUUCACCUGUUGGAAAGUAGACGCACGUGGGUUUGUUUUGGUUACUGUCAUCGAAUUGUAUGCCGAUUUACUUAACGAAUUUUUAAGUAGUUACUUAAGGAGAAGAUGUCUAGGCCAGAGCAUUUAGCCCCACCUGAAAUAUUUUACAACGACGAUGAGGCUCGUAAAUAUACCCAAAAUUCUCGGAUCAUCGAUAUCCAGGUUAAAAUGAGUGAGCGAGCAGUUGAGCUGCUCUUGUUGCCUGAUGAUACUCCCUGUUAUCUGUUGGACAUUGGUUGUGGUUCUGGGUUGAGCGGGAGCGUUUUGGAGGAUCAGGGUCAUUACUGGGUCGGCAUGGAUAUAUCCAGUGCGAUGUUGGAUGUCGCUGUGGAGAGAGAGAUAGAGGGUGAUUUGGCUCUGACUGAUAUGGGACAAGGUGUACCUUUCAGAGCUGGAAGUUUUGAUGGUGCCGUGAGUAUAUCGGCGUUGCAGUGGCUCUGCAAUGCGGAUAAAACAUCACACAAACCAGUCCAGAGGAUGUACAAGUUCUUCAGCAGUCUUUACGCCUGUUUGAGUCGCUCGGCGAGAGCAGUCUUCCAGUUUUAUCCGGAGAACAGCGAGCAAAUGGAACUGGUUACAGCGCAAGCGAUGAAAGCCGGAUUCUACGGAGGCGUGGUAGUAGAUUAUCCCAAUUCGGCUAAAGCCAAGAAGUUCUUCCUAGUUCUGAUGACAGGUGGUAGCAUGCCGUUACCACAAGCUUUGGGCACAGACCAAGAUUCUCGAGGUGUAUCGUAUGCAGCCAGAAAAGAGCAGGCGAGGAAGAACAAAGGUAAACCUCUGAAGCAUUCGCGUGAAUGGAUUCUGAUGAAGAAGGCGCGCAUGAGGCGACAAGAAAAAGAGACCAGAGCGGACUCGAAGUAUACCGGAAGGAAACGAAGCGGAAGGUUCUAAUUUAUUAUCCUAUAGCGAAUGCACAGAGAUAUAUUUUAAUAGGUUUAAGCCAAAAUAUAAUUAUUAUUAAUUAAUUCACUGAAUCCGUCUUUGAAAAAAUCGAUCCAA
Molecule: messenger RNA, 1148 nt
Organism: Nicrophorus vespilloides
Lineage: Eukaryota; Metazoa; Arthropoda; Insecta; Coleoptera; Silphidae
Product: probable 18S rRNA (guanine-N(7))-methyltransferase
Exons: 7
Coding region: 216-1040 (274 amino acids)
Biological process (GO): rRNA (guanine-N7)-methylation
Cellular component (GO): nucleolus
Molecular function (GO): rRNA (guanine) methyltransferase activity
Source: RefSeq, a predicted model, not a curated record